Miscanthus lutarioriparius is the source of this 1248-nucleotide messenger RNA. NCBI's taxonomy places the organism in Eukaryota, Viridiplantae, Streptophyta, Magnoliopsida, Poales, Poaceae. The record is from the annotation of a GenBank genome assembly.
AUGACAUCCGGAAGUCCCUCGGCGGCGCGACCCCCCGUGCAUUCAACUCGCUCCUCGUGCGGCACGAAGCCAAACGACGGGCUUGAGGGUCCGCCCCCCGAAGAGGCCACCCAGGAGGAAGGGACGGUUGAGGCACCCGAGGGUCCGCCUCCCGAAGAGACCCUGGAAGUUGUGCAUGUGGAGUUAUUGGUGCGUGCAGCCUCACAGGUGGCUGCCAGCAUGGCCCCUGGCGGAAUUAAUGUGAAGGUUCAUGAAGAUGAAAGGGCUCAUGAAGUUGAAGGUGCCCAGGAAGACGAGGAGAACGUGGAUGACUCUCUGAUGGUUGGGCCUCACCCUCCUAGGACUACCUCAGAGCAGAGUGGGAUUCCAGUUGGGCCACUGCUGUCUGGUGGGCCGGGGCCUGGUGGGCCUACUUCGGAACAGAAUGGGCUAAGGCCUCUCUCAUCCAUCAACGACCCAGUGAUGGAAUGCUUCCGGGACGGUGCUCCACCACCGCUGCAACCUGCUCCCGCUGACAGAGACGCCGAGGCACAUAGGCUGGCGAGCUUGCCGGCGCCCAUGGCUCCACCCGCCUGCGGCGGGGCCUCUCUGGACGACGGGCCGACCACCCCGGUGGCGCAUGGUUCUCUCCCGACGCGCUUCCCGUCGGCGGCAGCUCUCAGGAUGAGGAGCGUUUCUGUACCCACCGUCGGCGGCUCCCAAGUGGGGGAUUUGGAGCACCCUACGGCUCCUUCUGCUCCCUCUAUGACACAAGAUGAUGCCCCGGCCACACCACGCCUCCAGGUUUGUGAAGCUUCACCUGCCCCCUUAAGGGUUUAUUCUCGGCAGCGGCGUAGAGCCAAGUCAGGGGAAGCGUAUACAACAGAUGCCAAUUCUCAGGGAGUCAGGCCGCAAUCACCAAUCCAGAAGCUCAACAAGGUGUGCAAGCCAAUUGAUUCGCUUCUUCCUCAGCCGGUGAUUCAGAAGCGCCGGAGGAAGUUACCACCGCCAGGAUCUCUGCCUCGGCGCAGCCGACGGGUAGCUGGUGCAGGACCAUGCUCACCAGGGCCUCUGGUAACAGAGGCACAGAAGAGGGUGAUGAGGCAACUAGGCUUUAGUGAAAGGGAAGUUAUUGAGCCGGAAGCGCAAGACAGAUAUUGCAAGCUUUACAAUCCUUUGCUAUCUGAUUCCCAUGUUUCAGCCAUUGCUGCCAUCUUUGGCUGGAUUGUUGGGAAUGGGGAGCAGGUGCGGUUCGCUGAUGUCCUGUGA